CCCCGCCUCUCUCUGCCCGGUCAGUUCCGCGGUGGCAGAACAUGGCGGCUAUUGACAGCCGGAGCUUCGAGUUAGGAACAAGAUUAUAGGAUUUUUACUGAAUGGUUUAUUGUGUUCGGAUUGGGUGUUGACAGAUAAUUAUAUUACGUUUAGUUAGUCUGAGAUUCCGACGCAUUAAAAGCCACUCUUUGUGUCGGAGAGCUGGAUUAUCAGCUUCCAUACGAGGGCAGCCGUGUCCGCUUGAGACUUGGAUGAGUUCUGUGUGACGAUGGAAGCGGUCUGACCUGGACUGAGUUGGACAUGGAGAAGUUCGGGAUGAGCUUUGGCGGCGGUCCCAGCAGGAAGGAGCUGCUGGACACCGUCGAGUCUCAGAAAAAGCAGCUGGUCCAGUACCAGACCCGCUUUAAGGAUGUAGUCCGGGCCUACAAGAGUCUUCUGAAGGAGAAGGAGGCCCUGGAAGCCAGUCUGAAGGUCCUGACCGUGACUCAGGAUCUGGACCUUAAGCAGCAGGAGCCGCCUACUGCCAGGCGCUUGGACCUGCUGGAUGACGGUUGCUCUCUGCACAGCGAGGACAGCGUGGACACAGCAGCGUCUGUGGAUGCAGCCAGCGAGACCACGAGGGGGGAGCAAAGCGAGGAGGAGCAGGGAGACCCGGGUCAGAGGUCUACGCUUGACGCUGACAGCAGCGGCAUGGAGGCGGAGCAACAGCAAACAUCAACCCCCUCCGGCGUGGAGGCGGACCGCCGCAUCGCCCAGCUGAAGAGCCAACUGGGCACGCUCACUGCGUCCCUGACCACCGUGACGCAGGAGAAGUCUCGGAUGGAGGCGAGCUUCCAGGCCGACAAGCGUCAGCUGAAGCAGGAAGUGCAGGAGCUGCAGGAGCGUCUGGCCGCCGUGACGUCGGAGCAGGAGGCGGAGCUGCACGCUCUGCAGCAGCAGGUCGCAGAGGGCCGCGCGCGCAUCAUCACGCAGCAGCACGAAAGGGAGCAGGAGCAGGGAGACCACGCCCAGCAGCUGAGGGAGCUGCAGAGACUCCUGCAGCAGGAGCGAGACCUGCGGCAGGACGCCGAGCUGCGUCUGCACGACGCCAGCACCGCCCUCCUGGCCUCCUCGCAGGCUGUGGACCGGGGGGUGGAGUCGGAGGCACACCUUAACCAGGUGAGGGAGGAGAGAGACGAGCUGCGGAGGAGGCUGCAGGCUGCCGAGGAGGAGCAGAAGAAACCAGAUCCCAGAGUGGAGGAGCUGCAGCGGGAACUCCAAGAGCUGAAGAACUCGUUCCAGCAGCAGAUCCACAACGAGACCAAGAAGGUUUGCGAGGCAGAGGAGCGUGCACGUGAGCGCGCGCAGUCUGCAGAGCUUCGGGUGGCGGGUUUGGAGCAGCACGUCUCGGAGCUGUCGGAGCUGCUGGGAUCCUGCGAGAAGGCGAAGCAGCGGGACCAGCAGGCGGCUCAGAGGCUGAGAGACCGGAUCCUGCAGCUGGACACGGAGAACAAGACGCUGGCCAUCGCCGCCUCCAGCAGGUCGAGCACAGACCUCAGUCUGGACGAGUCGCAGCUGGACGUGGCUGUUCUGAAGGAUAAACUGCAGACGGUGAAGAAGCUGCUGGUGCUGGCGGCUCAGAGGAACCCAGAUCAGAACAUCCAGGAUCUGGCCAACACGCAGGAGGACGUGGAGGAGCCGGGGUCGGACAGAACCGCAGCGCAGGUUUACCAGCAGGAGCUGCAGCAGCUGAGGGACGAGUUUGAGCGCUACAAGCUGCGUGCCCAGGUGGUGCUGAAGAACAAGAACGCCAAAGACGGCUGCCAGGCCAAGGAGCUGGAGGAGGUCCGGGACCAACUGUCGGAGCUCCGGGAGAAGUACAUCACGCUGCGCAUCCAGGGUGACGAGGCAGAGGCGCGGCACUGCCAGCAGCUGGAGGAGCGGCAGCAGCAGGCGGCGGCGUUGCAGCACUCUCACAGACAGGAGCUGGAGCGAACGGAGGCGCAGCACCGCGACGAGCUGCAGCGGCUGGAGGCGGAGCUCCACAAGCACCGGGAGAGGACAAUGGCGCUGCUGGACGAGAAGGACCAGGAGCUGGAGAGGCUGCGAAGCGCCGUGCUCAGCUGCAGCCGCGACACCAGCGAGGCGGCGAUGGCCGACGGCCUGCAGGAGGUCGGCCCCGACUGCGAAGGCGACGCGGUCAGCCAGGCCCUGCGGCAGGCCGCGCCCACCGAGUCCACGCUGCUGCUGUACGCCGAGCAGCUGGCACGCAAAGAGGUGGAGGUGGGCGGCCUCCGGCGGCAGAAAAACCGACUGGAGGAGGACCUGCACCAGCUGCAGGCCAGGCUCAUCGCCAACGCCGAGCGGCACGAGGAGGAGACGGCGGAGCUGCGGGGGCAGCUCGACAAGCUCGUCCGGGACCAGAGCCGAGAGGGGGCCAACCUGGAGUACCUGAAGAACGUCAUCUACAAGUUCCUGACGCUGCAGGACGCCAGCGGGCGGCUGCAGACACUCAACGCCAUCCUGACCAUCCUGCAUUUCAGCCCACAGGAGAAACACGACGUCACGAGGCUGCAGGGCCCCGCCUGGUGGGCCCCCGCACGGAGGUGAAGACCCCAAGGAGGGACAGGAUGGAGACAAACGGACCGGGUUUCACUGAAUGAUUCCAUACCUGCGACCGUGACUGAAUCACUGUGACAAGAGUUAAAGAUCUAAUCCAGCGAAUCUAAAUAUUUUGGCUUCUCUUUGAGAAAUAAACUAUUUUUUGUGUGUCAGA
Molecule: messenger RNA, 2755 nt
Organism: Fundulus heteroclitus (mummichog)
Lineage: Eukaryota; Metazoa; Chordata; Actinopteri; Cyprinodontiformes; Fundulidae
Gene: gcc1
Product: GRIP and coiled-coil domain containing 1
Exons: 4
Coding region: 301-2589 (762 amino acids)
Cellular component (GO): Golgi apparatus
Source: RefSeq, a predicted model, not a curated record